AUGGAGGCCAACGCUCCUAACUUGAACGUUGAAGAGCUAGCGGCUUACGCCACCACUAAGAGCCAGGCAGGAGUCCCGGACGAAGAGAUCCUGCGUGAGAUUACGCAGAUGCUGAGAGAGGACGGAUGGAAGGAAGCAGCGAUUGGGCCAACGAUCGAAGCAGUCGUUAAGCGAUCAUCAGUCGUAGGGGGGAAGGGCUCACCAAGGCAGGAGGGCUCACCAAAAGCUAAUCAGAACGCCGUGGCCCAAGUAAUGGAGCAGAUGAUGCAGCUGCUUAGCCUAAUGGCUAGUCGCCUAGAGGCACUUGAGAGGAACCAAGCCGAAGGACGUUCGGAGUCAUCCCCAAGAGUCGACACUCCUCCACCACCGCUAACAACAGUCGCCGAGCCAGCAGCCCGCAAGAAUAAGUUUCCCGACCUAGAGCGUUUUAAUGGGACACGUGAUAACUACCUAGAGGACGCAAAGGUCCAAUACGUGCUCAGUCGAACGAAGGGCAAAGCAAACCAGGUCCUUCUUCUCUGGGUGCUUGAGAAUAAGGAACGAACUACGGCCGGCCUAUGGGAGCAUAUGGAUACUUACUUCUAA
Exserohilum turcica Et28A is the source of this 585-nucleotide messenger RNA. RefSeq lists its product as uncharacterized. NCBI's taxonomy places the organism in Eukaryota, Fungi, Ascomycota, Dothideomycetes, Pleosporales, Pleosporaceae. The transcript is spliced from 2 exons. Bases 1 to 585 code for a protein of 194 amino acids. The record is from RefSeq and is a predicted model, not a curated record.